CCUCCCUGUGCCUCGACAGGUUUGGGGUGUGGACUGAGUGAGUGAGACAAGCCAAAGGCUGUGAGUGUUGCUGUGCUCUCACAGUCUGACCUGGGAGAGGCACUCGCUGUGGGUUUGAGCUAACCAGGCAGCUGCCCAGUUUCUCUCUCUGCCUCUUGGAGCGGUCUCGGUCCUGUCUGGCCAUGUUUAAGUGCGGACUCGCCUUCCCCCGCUGUAAAUGGAUCCUGCCUUUGCUGCUGCUCCUCGCUAUCAUCUUCGACAUCAUCGCACUGGCGGCGAGCUCCGGCUGGGUGGACUCCAAGUAUCACUAUGCCUCCCUGUGGGAACAGUUCAGGGGCAGGGACCCCAACUGGGAACCCACCUCCCUCAUGGACUACGGAUGGGCGAAGGCUACUGCAGCACUGCUGAUAAUCGGUUGUAUCCUGUUGAUCAUUUGCUUCAUCCUGUCCAUCUUUGCUCUUUGCAAGGAGCAGUCGGGUCUGCUGAGAGUGAUUGGUAUCAUUCUCUUUGUUGCUGUCCUCUUCCAGUUCAUCGCCCUCAUCGUGUACCCGGUCAAUUUCACCAAGACCCUCAUCAAAAAUGGCAACUAUGAGUACAGCUGGAGCUAUGGCUUUGGGUGGGGGGCCACAAUCCUGAUGAUCGGCUGUGGCAUUUUCUUCUGCUGCCUUCCCAAGUACGAAGACGAACUCUACGGUCAAGCUAAGCCCAUCUAUAUCUACGGCUGAGCCCUUGGAGUCAGCGGUGGUGAAGAUUUGACUCUGGUGCCGUGCACACGUGUAUAUUUGCUGUUUCAAAUUGCCAGAGGAAUGACUAUGUUCCAUUUCUUUUUGAGAAACAAAAGAGCCUGCACAUGUUAUUACACACAAGUACUGGAUUCAACUAAGCUCUUGUUUUUAUAUGUUAAGGUAGUUUUUUUUUAAAAAAAGAAUUUUGGCUUUAAAUAGACUUGCUGGUGUUGGGGAUAGCAAGAGAUAAGAUUUUGGGGAUGUGGAAGGGGAUCGAUAUAGACACUAGACCGUCACCAAAUGCAAUUUGUAGCCAGCAUCUGAAUCUUAAAAAUUGAAAUGGCAACUCUUUCCACUUCCCUGUCUGGCAACUUCUUCCUCUUAAUAGUAUAAAUUGUGGUCCAGAUUAGGGCAAAACAAGUGUUGGCACUGGCGAGAGAAGUUGGAAUAAUGUUGAUUGUGUGAGAGAGUAUCAUGGUGUCUCAAGGUCAGAUAAGGAUUACGAUAGAAAUUACUUCCAGACGAGAGAGUGCAGAAGGUUUUUUUUAAUGCAAGGACCACGUUAAGUAUAGGAUGAUAUUGCCAUUCAAGUAUUCUUCUUUAAAUUUUUAUCUUUGACCAAAAAAUUCUAUGGCUCUUCCGAAUGCAGGCACAAACCUGUUAACCUAAAUCAGGUGAUGUUGUAUGAAAAAUAAUAAUUGACAUUCUGAAGUUUCAAUUCUGACCAUUUUAUUAAAAGUGCACAUUAUACAUAUUGUCUGUAAAUAUUUCUUCUCUGGAAUAUGAUGGUUCUAAUCAUAGGGGAGAGGGUGCAAUAGGGGGAUAUGUAUUAGAAGUUGGUCAAACUUCUGAGUGUUUAUACAGCUGGAUUGAGAAAAACAGUCUCUAAUCAGAGGAAGCAAAUUUAAGAUCAUCGGAAAAUGAACUGCACAGGUGAUUAUCUUUAUGCAACAAAUUGUUACAGUUUGCAGUACAUUGCCUGAAAGAGUAGUGGUAAAAGCACUAUUAACUUUCAAAGAGCCAUAGGAAAAAUAUUCAAAGGGCAAAUUGUGGAGAAAGAGCUAGCAUAGGAACAGUGGGCCAAAUGGCCUCCCUCUGUGUUCAUCGCUCUACAGUUCUUUACAUUAUACAUUUACACAGCUUUUCCUUGGACAUUGAAUGUUUUUAUGGCAGUUUCAUGACUAAUGAGGGAAGUAGGAAUGUGCGUUGACUCCGUGAUCAAAUUAAACAUGAUCUUAUAAAAUAGCAGAGCAGUCUCGAGGGGCCCUCUCCUAACCUGUGUCUGCUCGAGAAUGUUAUUGCACUUACAGACAAGUUUAUGAGUCAUGCUGCUUUGAAUUGUGAGGGCGGAGUGAUAAGAUACGUCUGCAAAACACUGUUUAUAAUUUGUCAGUCGGAAAGCUUCAGCUUCUCAAAGCAUGGGGUGGGGCAUGGAGAGAAAAGGUUAAAACGAUAAUUACACAUGGAGGAUUGUUAGGACGUAGAGUGGUGACAAACGUCUGUAAUAGUUUUGCAAAAGGCAAGCAAUUGAUGGUUUGAAAUGUGGAUAUGGGAAAAAGAUUGGAGGAUUUUUGUAAGUGGUUAGUUCUUUCAGAGUUGUCACAAAUGGAAGAACUUUCUGAGCUCUUAGGUUUUAUGAUAUUACAUUUAAGCUUGGCUGUGUCAGUAUAACUCUUACCUAACAGUCUGGAGUCUAUGUAUCACCAAUUCCAUUGAAGAAUAAACUUGCAUUUAUAUAGCACCUUUUAACAAUCUUGGAACUUCCCUGUAGUGAUUGGAAUGAGGCCAGCUAGGUGCACCUUGUAGAAUAUGAGUUCCCUGAUUGAACCAGGUCAACAGCCCCAAUCAGGGACUCCUGGCUGGGAGUUGCCUCUGAGCUAGCUGGGUCAGUGUCAUGUACUAUGCACGUGUAAAUAAAGGGUGACUUGGUGACAGGA
Molecule: messenger RNA, 2662 nt
Organism: Hemiscyllium ocellatum (epaulette shark)
Lineage: Eukaryota; Metazoa; Chordata; Chondrichthyes; Orectolobiformes; Hemiscylliidae
Gene: perp
Product: p53 apoptosis effector related to pmp22
Exons: 3
Coding region: 183-725 (180 amino acids)
Biological process (GO): cell-cell adhesion
Cellular component (GO): membrane; cell-cell junction
Source: RefSeq, a predicted model, not a curated record